Molecule: messenger RNA, 2424 nt
Organism: Eremothecium sinecaudum
Lineage: Eukaryota; Fungi; Ascomycota; Saccharomycetes; Saccharomycetales; Saccharomycetaceae
Product: Zn(II)2Cys6 transcription factor domain-containing protein
Exons: 1
Coding region: 1-2424 (807 amino acids)
Biological process (GO): positive regulation of transcription by RNA polymerase II
Cellular component (GO): nucleus
Molecular function (GO): zinc ion binding; DNA-binding transcription factor activity, RNA polymerase II-specific
Source: RefSeq, a predicted model, not a curated record
AUGGGCGUUACAAAAAAAUCGAAAAGGAAUAAGCUAUCGUUUGUCUGCCAAACAUGUAGAAAGUCGAAAACUAAGUGUGAUAAGCUUAAACCUUCAUGUACAGGCUGUAUUAAAUAUGGCUACAUAUGCGUUUACGAUGUUGAGACUCAAGCAAGGCCAAAAUCUAGGAGUAAGGACUCCAGGAUUUUACAGUUGAGACGAGAGCUUGAAUACUGGAAAUCGAAAGCGAUGGGGUAUUCGAAUCAGUGGGGUUUAAAUUUAUUAGAAUGGCCUAAAAUGCGACCAAUUAUUGAAGACAGCUGCCCGAAUGACCCAGUGGUAAAUUUUCACAGCAGCUUUCCUAUGUUAGUCUUGGAAGGACAGUGUAAACAUAGUACUUCGCCAUUCUCUGCACUAUCUUAUAUGGGUAAAGAUGUUUACCUCUUUCUUUUUUGGUCAUCAAUCUCGCCUCGCAUGAGUGCCGCAGAGACUAAACUACGAAUUGAAAAAAUGGCACGUUCUACAAAUUCUCCUAAUGCAGCAAGAUUUGUUAGGAGGCUAUUGUACGGACGGGAGAAGCAGAAUUCUAGAUAUACUAUAGAUGAGUUUCGAACUGUUUGUUCAGAAUUCAACCAUAUCGAAGACUCCUGUGGGCCAGAUUUUGUCUAUUCGGAGAAAUUCAAAAGUAUUAAGGACUUCUACGAGGCGAAUUUACCCAAACUUGAUGUCAUAAGAUUGUAUCUACGCUACUUUUAUCGAGAGGUCUACCCUCUUCUCCCUCUUUUGGAGAUUCCCCUAUUCGAGGAAGUCAUACGCGAAGUCCUAGUGGAUGGAGCUGAGUAUGGCACUAAUUUGCAUCUCAACUUUGGGAAUACCGAACUGCGGAAGAAACUGGUGCAUAUUUUCUUGCUUGCGUUUAUCCUUGGGAUUACAGAUAUCUCAAUGGAGGUCGCUAGGGCCAGAGGUAUACAAUUGGACUUGGAUCCUCUAAUACUUUCUUUUGUCAAGGUCCCUGGUACUGACCGCAUGUUUGGCUUGAUGAACUACACCUUAACAACAUUUAAUAUAGUAUACUGGGUGGAUGAGUACACGAUGUUGACACAUCUUUAUAGAUAUGUAUACUCGAUGAUUUCCGCGGAACUAGCAAUUCCAUGUGAAAUGGACCCAGUAGACUCACAUGAUAUGAUAUCGUGGUAUUCCAACGUCAUCGGUCUAGAUACAUUUCCUGAUGAUUUGGAGGCGAGUACCCUCAACGAUGCACGGCUAUUGAACUUGAGACGCAAACUAUGGCUUGGUGUGGAAAUAUGCUGCAACUAUGAACGAAGAAGCGACGGUAGGCGAACUCAACAUCUCAGCCCUUCGAGCGAGGAUGAUUCAUCCGUUAAAUUUAGUCACUCGCAAGAGGACUUCAAGAUAGAGAGGUUUCUACAGAAAGCGUACUCUGAUAAUUUGCUGGAGUAUAACAUACUGCUAGCUUUUUACCAGAAACACAAGUAUUGUUUUGUCGGUACGGUGCUCGAUCUGGCUUACAUCAGGCUAGAUAACAGUUCUGUUAAAUUAUCAGAUGCUAAUCGGGCGUUAAAUGAAUGCAGAAGGGUCGCAGAGCAGCUUAUUCUUUCCUCAAGGGUUAAAAAGAACAUGUCUUUCAAGUUUGAAGGCCUCUACGAUAUCCAAGUUGACCUAGUAAAGUCCUACAACACGCAUUUUUACCAUUCGCGCAUAAUUCUCAUGGAAACAUGUGUUUUAACCACUUCUUCUCUAUACUUGUACUUCGAAGGCCAGUUGACAAAAGACAAUAAUCCAGGCGCCGCUGUGCACUACAACACUUACUUCAAACAGGCAUUUCACGAUGUAAUAGAAGCAACUAUCUUCGCUGCCAGCUACUUAGAAGGGGAAGUCGAUCUUUUGCCUGGUGCCCACUUCGUUACCUACUACAUGGUAGAAAAUAUGAUGGUCAGGUGCUUACAAGUGGUGUUCGGUAUUAUGCUGAGGCUGUGCCAUGCAGAGGAAGUCGUCUGGAAAUGCCUGUACAACUGCAACCAAUACUCCUCUCAAAAGGCAAUGUCUGAUAUGCGGCUAAAGCUCGAGUCCCGCUUUAGACUCGUGAGACAAAUAAAAGGAGACUUACAGAAUUUCCUAACGAUCAUACACGAUCUCGUGUCUAAGUGGCUACGUUGGACCCUAUUUUCCUGUUUCAAGCGCCUGUUAACAUUCGACUUAGCCCUAGAUAUGAUUCAAGAAGAGAAAAUAAUGAAAUUCCUUCAUGCUCCAAAUCGAGAAAGACUUGCCCAUUGGGGGCUUAAAUCCAAUUUAGAGGUUAUGGAGAGUACAAACAUAUUCAUAACAGCUGAACUAGGGUAUCUAGAAGGGCUCUGCGGAGUUUUGAACACUCUGAAUGUGAAAGAUUUUAAUAUCAAACAUCAGAAUCCCAUGCGGAAAGCGUGA